UUACGGGGUUACGAGUUAGAUUUUGGACAGAAUGCAGGACAGCAAUGUGUAGGUGCAUUGAGUUUGUGCUCUUUGAUUUACAGUAACACUCAGGGGAUCAGCUGUGAAAAUGAUCUUACACCUCACGUCUUAUAUAUGUAAUGAAAGCGCUAGGAUAAUUUUCAUGUUUUAGGGUAAAUCUCAUUUGCCCAGGAAAUAAAAAAGAUUACUAUUUAGUUUGUAGCAGUUGAUAAGGAACAAAAGAAAACAAAAGAUACACAUAAAUAACUAAACAAAUUGUAUUAACUAAAGUGUACUAGCACUGUAACUCCAAAUGGAAACCAACAAAUGGGAGGGUAAUAGUACAAAAGAUACUAAAGUAUAUUUCACAGGUUUAUGAGAACCAUUUUAACACCCCUAAAAAGCCUGCUAGAUCGUCUGCUAAUAAGAUUUGGUAUUGACUUUUAGUCGGAGAAAAGUUUUACCUCAAACUUUACCCAUUAAACUAUCUUUGAUAGUAUAUGAAUAAAACCACAUUGAUUUUUGGAAAUACGUUAAAAUAUAUUAUUUUUUGAAAGCUCUCAAUAAUCAAAGUUUCAAAAGGCCCUGUUUUGACCCCUUGCGACAUCGAAAACUUCAAAAGUUGACAAGCUCGCUCUUCGUAACACACUCGGUGCACUGUUGAAGGACUGAGGAGAUGGAAAAAUGAAAUAUUUAUGUUCGUCUUUGCCACGUUUCCUGUGCAUUACUAGGAUCAUAAAAAAUAAAAAAAUACAAAAAAACUAAACGCAAAAAUGUGUUCAGGCUCAGGCUUUCUGUUGAUUGUGAACUUUGCGUCUUUUGUGUCUGUAUUUUGCUUAAUUUUUCAUGCAAGUAUCGGUUUAUCCAUUAACUGUUCCCUGUCCUGGUACGCCAGAGAUGCAGGUUUUUCACAUAUGUAUACAGAGAGCUUAAAAAAGCAUUUUAUGAAGUGUGAAGAUCCUUUUCUGGGGUGGGGUACGGGGAUGUGGUGCCAUAUAUUAUUGGCUAUUAUCUCAAGACUUAUCACCAGACACUAUAUCCAUUUUUUUCUUUUUUGACUUAAUUAAAUUUUUUUUUGUGGGUUAAGGGGUUGUAACAGGGUGAGUCAUUUGCCAAAAAUACUGUCUUCUUGUGUUUUCAUUUUCUUGGUUAACAAAAGAUUCCAGGCUGAAGUAGCUUUUAAUUGUAAACAGCCCCAAGUGCUAGAGUGAUGACACUUAUUCCACUCUAAAAACCCAGUUGAUUAUUUUUCUUAUCACCUAAAGAAAACAAAAAGUCACUACCAAAUAUUAUUAGCAGAUGAACUAUUAAUUUUUUUUAGGGUCGUUAGAAUUGUUCUCAUGAACCUGUGAAAUAUACUUUAGCAUCUUUUGUACUAUUACCUUCCAAUUUUUUUGUUCCCAUUUGGAGUUACAGGGCUGGUAUACUUCAGUUAAUACAAUUUGGUUUAUUAGUUAGAGUGAUUUCAUUAAACCUAGUGGGUACUAAUUAACUGUUGGUGUUUAGAGUGAUUUUCAUUUUCCGUGAAAGAAUAGGGUAACUUAUAGUUAGUGGUGUACUGUGUAUCUUUUGUUUUCUUUCGUUCUUUAUCAACUACCAAUAGUAAUUUUUUUUUAUUUCAUGGGCGAAUGAAAAUCACCCUAAAACAUGCAAAGAAACAAAAGGUGAAAAAGUAUUUGGCUUCUAAUAACUUUUAUAUAAUUCAUCAGUAGUACCCUAAAGCUUAUUGAAAUCACUUCGAUAAAAACCACUAUUUUCAUUUGCCCUUGACUGAAAAAAGACUACUUAGUUUUUAGCAUGCAGUUGAUAAUGAACAAAAAAUCCAGAGUCUUCUAAUUACAGUAAGUGCAAAUUUUCACUUGCAUAUGAAAAUUAUCCUAGUGCUUUCAUUCUGUAUAUAUGCAGUGAGGAAAAAGACAAACUGUAAGAUUAUAAUAAAUUUAAUAUUUUUUUUAUAUGGCUAUACAUCUACUGAUUACAGUGAUAAUAUUUCUAGGGUAUAAUGUUAGAAAUUGUCGUCCAAUAAGAACAUUAAUAAGAAUUUAUUUUAAAGUUGUAAGAUCAUUUGCAGAGCUGAUCCCCUGUUUGUUAUUGUAAGUCAAAGAGCGCAAACUCAUUGCAAGUACACAUUGCUGUCCUGCAUUCUACCCAGAAACUUAUUACCCUAACUUUAUGAAGCUGUUAUUAUUUUGAUAGGGUCAACACAUAUUAGAGGACCAGGAUUUUGUAUGUGACUUAAUUUAUAAUUGCAAUAAUUUGCUACACGAGCCUCACUCUUGCAAGAACACAUCUGUUUGUUAUAAGAAAACAAUGUUACAUAUCGACUGGCACGAUAUUUUAUCUUUCUUAUACUUUGACAAAUUCUCUCACGACGGUUAAACUUAAACGUCGUUUUACUAAAUAGUUUUUUUAGCAUUUACAUAACAAUGUAGAUGACAUGAUUAUACAUGAAAGAAUCCGUGCAUAGACAAAUUCUCCAACCUUUCUGCUCCUGUUCCUUAAAAUUUUCAAACUUCGUAUUGGUAUUCUGCUUGGUUCACGAUCACGUCUACAUAUACGAUGAGAUUUGCGUUUAUGCUUCUCUCGAUUAACAAAAGAUAGCUCAUUUGAUAUAGCGUGUUUAUCGAUGAAGGUUCAUUAAAUAUGUUCGCUCAUAAAGAGGUCUCUCAGAAGGUUUGCGGACCGACCUGUUCCGAAAACGCUCGACAUCUUUUUAGCGUGGGUCUACCGCGAACGCUGUUUGCAUAUUUUAAAUGCGUUUUGAGCGUAUUACACAUAGUAUCUGUGCUGAUUUUGCACGCAGAAACUUCUGUUCUCCGCCAUUACGCCAUGCCAUGUGCUCAUCGGUCAAAACGUCAAGUAUGCGUCAGAACGUCGCUCAUGCGCGUUACGGACUUGACUGCGAUUUACAACUGAACGAAAAAAAAAAAUUUAAAAAUAAAUGAAGCCGGGGUUUUCUUUGGAAAGUCAGAGUAAAAAUAUAUUCAGUAAGAGAUUAUUUCAUGAUCAAUGACAGUCUGUUUGAGGAGUUCAAUUUGCAUUGCAUGUUCAGGUUUUUUUAAUGCUAUGAUAAAAAAAAUUGCUAUUGAAAUUUCUUUUUCUGUCUUUUUCUUUUCCGAAGAUGCCUUUCGUUUCCCAUAAAUAUCACGGACUUGAAAGCGACCCACGUGAUGUAGACUGACAAUAUCCUGUAGAGCCCAAUAUAGUGUAGACGCAAAUAUCCUGUAUCAUGUCCGCAUGCUUGCUCAAUGACGGAUAGAGAGUAAUAUUACUUGCUGAGACCUCCACUUGACAAGUGGAAGUUUUAAGAAGUAACAUUACUUAGCCAGCGCAAAAUCGUGCUAUUCCCUUUACCCGCUUUGAUACACGUACAAAUUGUGCUUUCAGCUUUAUCACGUAUCUUUCACUUCGACUCACUGUUAUUAAAAACAUACCUUGCUAAUUUGACACUAACGUUAAAAUAAAACGGUGCGCGUGAUAUAGUUCACGUCGUUACAGCUCAUUGGCAAAUAUGGUGUCUAGAACUACUUGCUUAGUCAGCAACAUCCGCCGCCUGCCUCGUCAUGUUAACAAGUAAAAUUACUUUCCAAAGGCGGCGAAGCGUUUUGGACAAAGAAAAGGAAAGGAAGGGAAAGGAAAACGGGGGGGGUAGUUUAUCGCAACCCAAGUCAAACACGCACUUUUUCUUAAAUAUCCCAAUUUGGAUUCCGUAUAUUUCUCGGCACAAACACUAAACUUCAACACAAUUUCACAAUUGUUCAUUGUGUUUCGUGACCGAUGGACAGAUCCAUAAACAUUUUUGUCGGAGCAAAAAUCUCUACUCCCUCGAUGAUGAGCUCCCCCACCCCUUAAACAUUUCCAAUAUCAGUGUCGAUAUGAGUGGCUCCGACAGCGGUAUUCAAACUUUCCGAAAUUGCAACGUGAAAAGGGUAGAAAAGAGUAGAAAAGGGUUGAAAAAUCUACCCUGUCUGAUAAUCAGGUCUCUAAAUAUCUUGUAAAUAUCUUGUUAAAAAUGACGUGACUGUGUAUCAUAGUUGGAGCUCAGCCAACCGCGCCAGCCAUGCUCAUGUAAUCCUUCAUAUGACGUCACCUAGAACAAAGUGGAAAAAUCGGUAAAGCAAGUGGUUUUACUAAUUAUAAUAAGACGUUGGUUACUCUCGACAAUUCAUUUGCAAAGGAGCAGCGAAGAUGCAGAUCUCUGUGCGUUUCACUUUAAUUCUCGUCGGGGCCGUGGGUAAGUUCAUCUUUGACUGCUCUACCUUCAGGUAUUCAUCAAAGGGUUUAUAGAACACGAAAAACUUAGGUGUUUGCAAGGUAUGACUACUCGAAAUGCACACGGUUGCAAAAAUUAAUCAUUUCAUUCCUCGCGUGGAGUUGAUUUUGUUUAGUCUCGUUUCAAAUGGUUUCUUUUUGCUAUUUUUCUUCUUCCCUCUAGUAGCUUUGCAUGUUUCCACACUGUUUCGUCGUUUCGUCUAUGGAUUCUAAGUUACGGACCAACACAAUUGCAUCCUGACUGAAUUGAGCCUGGUUUUUUAUUCACCUACGUUUAUCACUGUGCGUUCGAUGCAUUUUUGUCGCUAUCGGUAACAUUUUCAACAACUUGCUGCUCGAUUUUCUCGCCAAACUAUUUGAACUCUUUUAAGUUAGGGCAAGAACUGCACCUUAGCGUACUUUCUGAUCAGCGACAUAAGGAGAGAGAAGCAUUUGUUCCAGAUACUUUGAUAAUAGUUAUAUUCGAGCGAGGAAAAUGAGGCGUUGGCUUCAUUGUAAGAUUACUUUCUAUUCAGUAAUAUACCACGAAUACUCAACGAAAUCAACAACAACUAUUUUUUUUGCGGAGCAAAUCGAGGCGGAAGGGAAAUAAACAUUAAGAUAAAUUCAACUUUGACUGAACAAAGAAAUGUCUUAGAGAGGAUGGCAUAAAUUUCGUUUCUGAUAUUCCUGGGCUUAUAUCACGGACAUGAAAGUUAUCAAACCGCAUGAGAUAGAGUCUGUUGGCUAAUAUCCUGUACCUUAACCAUUUGCGUGAUCAGUAAAAUAUAUCAUUAAGUGGUAUUGCGUCUCAGAAGUAGCAAAAGCGUUUUGGAGCGCGACGAAGGAAAGUGGAAAUACGCAGGAUUUUUACCGUACAUCAAGCCAAACACGUAUCCUGUAGAAUACAAUGUUCUGCAGACGCAAUCUCCUUUACCACGUCUACAUGCUUGCUCAAUGGGGGGACAGUGCCAUAAACUUUUUUUGUCGGGGAAUUACUUCAAAAAUUACUACUCCCCGAUGAGUCCCCCAACCCCUUUACCCUUUAAUGCCUCUGGCUAAUUAAAAAUAUUUGUGUGAUAACAACUUAGAGUGUUACAUUCCUUCCUAAUUACUUACUUUACAUUCAUAAAAAUUCCUAUCAUAAAAAAACUGCUCACUUAUUUAUUGAUUUCCGUCAAUUAUUGCUUUUACAGCGUUUCUCGUUGGAAGCCAUGAGGCACUCCCUAACGUUGGCCGAUGUACUUUCAUGGAGUACUUUUGCGCUGCUCGAAAAUGCACCACGUUUUUCUAUAAAGGACUGCAAAAGGACCCCAGAGGAGACUGUUUGUAAGUUCACUUAAUGAGCUCUAAAUUUUGAGGCGUUUUGAACGGCGACUUAUUCCACUCUAACGCAGUACUGCGGUAUCUGUCAGGUCGCAUGUUCUGUUCAUGGAUUACAAUGGACUCUAAUUCAAAAAUAGCUUUAACUCAUUGGCGAUCUUGUUAUUAUUCCAGUACUAAGUUCAACCAAAUGAAAGACUGUGUGGUGAAGGUGGUGAAGUAUUGUGCUGACUCACUGACACACAGUACCAUCAGAAGAAUUGUAGACCAGAAUUUUCGCAGCACAGAAUGCUCUGAAGGCCCCGCUCUAAUACAGUCUUCAUCAGCGGCAUCAUUGCCUUGUUCCAGCUCUUUCGUCACUAAAGCGAACGCCUGUGGGAGAACCUUCCGGCAAAUAUUUGUCGUGGACAAAUCGAAUUCCUCUCUUUGCGCGUGAGUUUGUGUUGAUUACUUGUUUUUAUACAAUAAGCUGAAUCAUACACGCAUUUUGAGUGGUUGUUACUAAUGAUGGAAACGCAUAGAUGACGUCAACAUUAUCAACCAUGCUUCUUUGUGAUUUAAAACAAACAGAUUUCGUUAUGCUGUGGGUUUCCUUAGAAUGUAUUUGCGCUUGAUUGUUAAACAUCGAUAAAUUAACGGAGAUGAUUGAUUAGGACGCGGUUGUGGAAAAUAGAAAAUUUCACACUUUCGUCUCGAGAAUGUUCCCCUUUGAAAAAAAUUGAGAAAUAACAUUAAAUUUGGGAACACGCGUAAAACUGUAGAAAUUUUUGUUAAGAAAAGAAUCGAAACAUUAUAUUCAGUUCUUUCUAUUAUCCGGGUGUGUUAAAAAAGCCUUAACUUUAUGUAGCGUUAACUUUGACUGAUAUUUAAAGCCACAUAUUUCUUUUAAAGCUCUGUAAGAAAAAAAUGUAUUUAAAAUCCGAAAAAAUUGUGGACAAGUUAAGAAGGUACUUUGCGUAGACCCAGUAAACUGUCUCAACGCAUGCGUGCGUAGGUAAACGUCACUGAUCUAGUCGCGUUCAGAGGGUGACGCGAGUCUUACAGAUCAGAGUUGGCUCGGCUUUGUAAAUCGAAACAGAUUGAAAUUCCACAGCGUCGAAAACAGGUAUACUUAAAAUGAUUUUGUUAACUGUCAUUAUUCAGGGAAGAAGCCGAGCGGAAAAAGUGUGUGAAGAAUUUGGUAGAUUCUGACUGCACCUUUUCCUCUGCUGACCAGGAAGUGUUGGACUUGGGCUUUGCUGACUACAAUCCUUUCUGCGCAAACAAUAGGGACCCUGGGGCGACCGGAAAUGAUCAGUGCUAUGGCGUGGAAGACAUCAAUGGACACGCUGGCAUUAAUCCAACCGCUGGCAUUAAUACAGCCGCUAGCAUUAAACCUGGUGUAAUGCAGGCGCUUUUGUUAGUUUUCAUGUCCAUUUGUUCCUUUUUCGUUUUUUAA
This is a messenger RNA of Pocillopora meandrina, 7012 nucleotides long. The record is from the annotation of a GenBank genome assembly. NCBI's taxonomy places the organism in Eukaryota, Metazoa, Cnidaria, Anthozoa, Scleractinia, Pocilloporidae.